This is a messenger RNA of Saccostrea cuccullata (small rock oyster), 1086 nucleotides long. RefSeq lists its product as uncharacterized. NCBI's taxonomy places the organism in Eukaryota, Metazoa, Mollusca, Bivalvia, Ostreida, Ostreidae. Gene Ontology annotation, molecular function: chitin binding. The transcript is spliced from 2 exons. Gene Ontology annotation, cellular component: extracellular region. The record is from RefSeq and is a predicted model, not a curated record. The coding region runs from base 334 to 1050 and encodes 238 amino acids.
CAAGAGGCCACUGCAGAUACGGUAGUUGCGGAGCACCCUGUGAAAGAUGGAAACCUACAUGUGAGGGUAAAUCAGAUGGAAUGCAAACUUGGACAUAUCUAGAAGGAUCCCCUUAUUACGUGAUAUGUCACCAAGAAAGAGUUAUCGAGAAAGGUCUUUGUCCCUCUGAUUUAAUUUGGGAGACAAGUUCUUUCCCAUAUAAUGGGAAAUGUACUCCUAAUUUCGAAAUACCUGAACGUUCAACGAGAUGUUCUGAACUUGGAGAUGGAAAAUACCAUUUCUCUAAGUUUUAUUACAAUACCUUAAAAUGUAGAGUAUAUUUUAAAUGUGUAAAUGGUACACGUACUGGAACGAAAUGUCCGAAUGACACAGUUUUUGAAGCAAAAAGUGGCGAAUGCAAGAAGGGGCAAGUUGGAUUGGGUAGACAAUGUGAAUUUUAUUGUGAUUCAAACAGCUACAAUGUUAAAAAUAAUAAGAGUCUUGUUUGAAAUGAAGGAAUGUCCAUAUCCUAACUUUUUUUCAGAGGAAACACAACAAUGUAUUAACAAAUAUAUUUCUUGUGGGAAAAGUAAUGAAGGAUCAGAUGAAUGUGCCUAUUUUGAGACGAACCGCAGCCCUCAUUAUUUCGAUAACAGCAUCUACCCAAGUGGCAUAAAUAAAUCAGAUGGGUUGCAUGAACAUUCAAUAAGAAAUCUUUCACCAUACUACAUGAUCUGUGAGAAACAACAUAACGUCUGUGAAGGAUAUUGUCCAUACGAUAGUUUUUGGAAAACAGUGACUUUUCCCUUCAACGGAAAAUGUACAUCUCCGUUCGAAAUUCCAAAACUUGAAUAUCCACAUGGUGAGCUACCUUCUUGUGAGGGGCAAUCAGACGGAAAUUAUCAAUUUACUAACCGGCAAUGCGAUGCUUAUUACAAAUGUGAAAACGGUACAGCAACUGGAAUAAAAUGUCCAGAAAAUACAGUUUAUGAUCAAAACAGCGGAAUGUGCAAAAAAUGGCAACUGUUCCAAUUGAUUUCGUUUACCAACAAAAUAUCGAUUCUGUUAUAAAUGCUGAAUUAGAAAGAUAUCAUUGAACAUAUGGAA